Molecule: messenger RNA, 1409 nt
Organism: Girardinichthys multiradiatus
Lineage: Eukaryota; Metazoa; Chordata; Actinopteri; Cyprinodontiformes; Goodeidae
Product: sacsin-like
Exons: 6
Source: RefSeq, a predicted model, not a curated record
GUCAUCUGCGUCCGUUGUUUCGUUUCUGCUGAAAUCGUUCAUGACUAAAUUAAAGUUUAACCGUCCCGGAAGCGCCAGGUGUAUUUGGAGGUUGGAUAUCACCAGCUUUUAUAUUGGACUAAAACAAUAUCAGUAAGACCAGACGAGCUGGUGAUAACCUGCGCUGAUGCGGCCAAGUUCCAGCAACCAACCUAAAAAGGAUGAGUGAGAAGACCAGGAAUAAAUCCCGGUCCUUUGGGGCUACAGCACCACCAUUCCUUGACUACCUGAAAGAUAUUCUGCGCCGAUAUCCAGAUGGUGGACAAAUUUUGAAGGAACUGAUUCAAAAUGCAGAUGACGCUCAAGCCACAGAAGUUGUUUUCAUCCAUGAUAAGAGGAGCUACAAGACAGAAAGUCUCUGGACUGAUGAGCUGGGAAAAUUCCAAGGUCCUGCUCUUUAUGCCUACAACAAUGCAGUAUUUACUGAUGAAGACUGGGAAAGAAUUCAAAAGGCAGGAAGAAGUGGUAAGAUCAACGACCCAAACAAAAUCGGGAGAUUUGGCAUUGGCUUCAACUCUGUUUAUCACAUCACAGAUGUACCAAGUAUAUUCAGCUCAGGGCACCUUGGCCUAAUGGACCCACAAGAAAAAAUAUUUGGAGAAAGAAAUGGAGGGUUUCUUUGGUCAUUGGAUGAUGAAGAACAUCAAGAAUCUUUAAUGACGAUGAAUGACCAGUUUCAACCCUACAGAGACCUAGUUUCACUUGUAGGCAAACAAGAAUGGUGUAAAAUCAUAGAGAAUCAGUACUUCUCUGGGACACUUUUCAGGUUCCCGUUACGCAACAAGGCAUCAGAGAUUUCAGACAAUCUGUAUGAUUCAGAUAAAAUGGCUGAGCUUUUUGAUAGCUUCAUUGCAGAUGCAGAUUUAAACCUCCUCUUUUUGAAAAAUGUGAGCUCUGUGUCCUUGAUUCAUAUUAGUGAGGAUGGCACUGUUACCACCAGGCUUGAAGUGAAAUUCUCAGAACAAACAAAACUUCUUCUAAAGCAAGAAGAUGACAUUGAAGGUUUGACAAGAUUCAAAGGCAUCACCCUAAAUUCAAAAGAGCAGAAAGAAACAAAAUGGCUUGUAACAACAUACACUAUGAAAGAGAGCAAAAUGCCAAACCUUGAUCUUCUUGCCAAAAAGUUGAGUUUUUUACCCAGAGUUGACUUGGCAUUCCCCCUUGAUGAGCAGAGAGACUGUUUUCAGGGCCGACUGAGCUGUUUUCUCCCUCUACCAAACAACGAAUCCAACAAGACCGGUCUCCCAGUUCAUGUCAAUGCCUGCUUUGGUCUUACAGACAACAGAAGACACAUCAAGUGGCAAGAAGAAGAUCAGAAACAUGACGAACAUGCUUUGUGGAAUGAAUUGCUAGUGAAGGAGGUUCUUCCC